UGUGGAGAGUGACGAUGUGGAGGGGCAGGCGCACAUGAGACUGCAAGUCUAUCGUGCUCGAGAGUUCCUCCGCCCAGAACUCUCGUGUCUCUGUUCUGCUGCUUUGCCUGUCUCGCAGACACGUCUCGGGAACCUUCAUCCACUCGGAGCGCUUGCAAUUCCCCUUGAGCGCCCUCGAUCCAAGCAGCUAGCACGUUCAUCGCCCGCCGCUUUCCCAGCGCUACUGCUUGCCCCAUCUUGGACGAACGAGUGUUAGAUAUAUAUCUUGGACACCACCCCGGCGCCUUCGCAGCGCGACUUAGCGUCAGCAUCUCUCCAGGCCUAUCGCCUUCACCCUCCUCGACACCCUCUCGAACAGAUUCUCGACUCGAUCUCAGCGACGCAUGUUGCACCAAGACAACCAUGCCUGACGCAAUCCUCGACGACAUCUCCCACCGCCGUUACAACCUGCUCAGAGGGUCAUGGGUGCUUGUGUCGCCUCAUCGGACAAAACGUCCAUGGCAAGGAGCACAGGAGGAGGCGAGCAAGAAUACAUUGCCGGAAUACGAUCCUUCCUGUUAUCUGUGCCCACGCAACAAGCGCGCACAAGGCGAUUCGAACCCCGAUUAUAACAGCACAUUCGUCUUCGUCAACGAUUAUUCAGCUGUCAAAGAGCAGCAGGAAGAGUACGAUGCACCGAAGGAGAAUGGCACAUUAGCGUCGCGUCUCCUCAAAGCCGAGAGCGUUACUGGCAAAUGCUACGUGAUCACAUUCUCACCUUCGCACAACCUCACAUUGGCCGACAUGCCACCUCAAGACAUCAUGCCUGUAAUAGAGACCUGGACCAAGAUUUACAUCGCCCAUCUCGAUCCUCAAUCACCACUCGCUGGAAUUGCACAACAAAUACCCAACGGGACAGCCAUUGGGCAGCCCAGAGACCAAUACCGAUACAUGCAAAUAUUUGAGAACAAAGGCGCCGCAAUGGGUUGCUCGAAUCCUCACCCACACGGACAGGUCUGGACGACUACUUCUUUGCCAGAGGAGCCAAGCCUCGAGCUUCAGAAUAUGCAGCAGUAUCGACGAGACCAGAAGGGGUCCCACAUGCUGGUUGAUUACGCGCAACUCGAAUGUGAGAAGGGCGAGCGAACGGUAUUCGAGAACCGAAGUUUCUGGGCUGGAUGUCCCUGGUGGGCGACCUGGCCAUUCGAGGUCAUGGUGAUCGCAAAGUCGCACAAGCGGGCUCUGGUCGACUUUGAUCAAAGCGAAAAAGAGGAUUUGGCUGAGGUUCUUUCGGAGAUUACGAGGAGAUAUGACAACCUCUUCGAGACGAACUUCCCUUACAGCAUGGGCAUUCACCAAGCGCCCCUAACAGGCACAGACGAGGAGAUUGAGGCUUCGCAUUUCCACAUCCACUUCUACCCACCUCUUCUCCGUAGCGCGACUGUCAGGAAAUUCUUGGUUGGAUACGAACUCAUGGCAGAGCCACAACGCGAUAUCACUCCCGAGCAAGCUGCCAAGCGAUUACGGGACUGCGGUGGCGAUCUGUACCGCAAGAAGUUAUAAUUCGCCGCCAAUUGUUAUCCAGCGGCCGAUCAAUGCGAUUUAAUGCAUAGAUGAGCGAGGAGGCAUUGCGCGGAGUUUUGGUGUGAAAUGUUACAUCUUAGACGGGGAUUGUGAGGAGCAUCAACCUCCCACCUACAUUUAGAUGGAGUGGAAAUAUUCUAUCUGGAUUACUUUCCCACGUUGGUCUCGUUU
Messenger RNA from Cercospora beticola, 1734 nucleotides. RefSeq names its product UDP-glucose:hexose-1-phosphate uridylyltransferase (gene GAL7). The record is from RefSeq and is a predicted model, not a curated record. Gene Ontology annotation, biological process: beta-D-galactose catabolic process via UDP-galactose, Leloir pathway. NCBI's taxonomy places the organism in Eukaryota, Fungi, Ascomycota, Dothideomycetes, Mycosphaerellales, Mycosphaerellaceae. Gene Ontology annotation, molecular function: zinc ion binding; UDP-glucose:hexose-1-phosphate uridylyltransferase activity. Gene Ontology annotation, cellular component: cytoplasm.